Molecule: messenger RNA, 840 nt
Organism: Heterostelium album PN500
Lineage: Eukaryota; Evosea; Eumycetozoa; Acytosteliales; Acytosteliaceae
Gene: cycL
Product: cyclin
Exons: 4
Coding region: 1-840 (279 amino acids)
Biological process (GO): regulation of transcription by RNA polymerase II
Cellular component (GO): nucleus
Molecular function (GO): cyclin-dependent protein serine/threonine kinase regulator activity
Source: RefSeq, a predicted model, not a curated record
AUGUAUUCUGUCUCUGAAGAAAUAGCUAAUUCACCUUCAAGAAAAGAUGGUAUCGAUUACGAAAUAGAAGAUAAUCAAAGAAGAUAUGGUUCUCAUAUUAUACAAGAAGCUGGUAUCUUGAUGAAAUUACCACAGGUAACAAUCGUUACAUCACAGAUUAUAUUUCAUAGAUUCUAUUGUAGACAAUCAUUUAAAUCUUAUGAUGUAAAGAAUAUAUGUAUGGGUGUUGUUUUUAUAGCUAUAAAGUAUACAGAGGUCAAACGAAGAAUAAGAGAUAUCGUUAACACUUUCAACUAUGUAUUUCAAAAGACAGAGGGCGCCAAGAUUGAAUACUUGGAUACACGUGAGGAGUUGUACUGGAAGUUGAAAGCCGACGUAAUGGAGGCAGAGAUGACAGUGUUGAAAGAGUUUGGAUUCCUCAUGAAGGUGGAACCACCACACAAGUUUAUAUUGAACUACCUGAAGCUAUUGGAGAAGAGCAACGACGUUGCACAGAAGGCGUGGAACUACCUGAACGAUAGCAUGCGAACAACACUCUCCGUACAGUACAAACCAGAGUCUAUCGCUGCGGCAUCGAUCUUUCUCGCCGCCAAGAUGCUCAAGGUGCGACUCGUAGAGGAACCCUAUCCAUGGUGGGAGAUAUUCGACACCACCAAAGAAGAGAUCCUCUCAAUAUCGGAAGAGAUCAACAACUUUUACAACAAACCAAAACCAUUUUACAUUGAUAUAGAAAAGUUUUAUGCUGCUGCUGCCGCUGCCGCUGCUGUAGUUGUACCUACUACAAUUAGUUCACCGGCAAGUACAACAACCACAACCACAUCAACAACACCUACAAGUUAA